AUGACUCGUAUGAAAGAGAUUCCAAACUUUCAAGCAGAUCAUCACCUGCUCAGGAUUCUCAAUGCGUCGUCCAACAAGAGACUUCAUUAUGUUGCUGUAGAAGGAUUGGUGCAGGCCAUCGGAGAGCCCAUUUCCAGCCAGUUCGUACCACGCCGUCAUGGUGUCAUCCAAAAGAUUACGAAGUGUGCACAUCCAAAGAGCUGCUGUGAAUUUGACCUUUCCUCCACUUUCCAGGAGAUUCCAAACUUUCAAGCAGACCAUCACCUGCUCAGGAUUCUCAAUGCGUCGUCCAACAAGAGACUUCAUUAUGUUGCUGUAGAAGGAUUGGUGCAGGCCAUCGGAGAGCCCAUUUCCAGCCAGUUCGUACCACGCCGUCAUGGUGUCAUCCAAAAGAUUACGGUGCACGAGCACUGGAAAUACUGGAACUCUGCUCUGAAAACAUGGGUCUCCAAAAAAGUGAACAAGCAGCAGACCACCAACACCGUGCCCUUCAGCUUGGUCCAGCCCGGCGCAUACAUCAGCGAGGUCUCGGUGCGUGUGGAUUCUCCUCUGGAGGCGAGCGGCGAUUACCUGGAGCAGGUGCACAAGCGGCUCAGACAGGCCAAAGAGGGGCUGAUGGACGCAGUCGUGGGAGAGCUGAGCGGGGAGAAGCCUGUGGCCCUAGAGGAGCGAGAGGAGCUGCUGCAUGUGGGAUCGGCCCUCACCGCAUUCGGGGAGCUGGUUCUGGAGCAGGACAAGAUCAUGAGGCUACAGCCGCCCAAAGACGGCCGCAGCUACGUCCUGAUCCCCGGUGAUUACAAGAGCUUCAUACAGCGGCGCGAGAACAGCGCUAACAUGUGGAAAGGCUUGACGGCGCUGUUCGGAAUAACGGGGUUUGCGCUCGUAGCUGGUUUCAUCCAUGGUGCUGCUAAUCAAGAUAAAAAGAACUAGCUGACUGAGGUGUGAUA
Sinocyclocheilus grahami is the source of this 947-nucleotide messenger RNA. RefSeq names its product mitochondrial ubiquitin ligase activator of nfkb 1-A-like. Gene Ontology annotation, biological process: protein ubiquitination; organelle organization. Gene Ontology annotation, molecular function: ubiquitin-protein transferase activity. The transcript is spliced from 6 exons. Bases 1 to 930 code for a protein of 309 amino acids. The record is from RefSeq and is a predicted model, not a curated record. Lineage: Eukaryota; Metazoa; Chordata; Actinopteri; Cypriniformes; Cyprinidae.